AUGGAUAUCAUCGUUCUAUCAGAGACCAAAAAAAAGGGAAUCGGAAGUGAGGGUCUAAGAGAGUAUAUACACUUCUUCUCUGGUGUAGGGAAAGAUCAAAGAGCCAAAGCCGGUGUAUCCAUCUUGAUUCAAAACAAAUAUAAAAACAAAAUAAGAUCUUGGGAGCCACUGAGUGAAAGAUUUAUUAAAGUGACGAUUCAACUUCGGGGAAGAAGUAUAACAAUUUUAGGCGUAUACGCUUUAAACGAUGACGCUACAGUCCAGGCCAAAGACAAUUUUGAGGAAGCUCUAAGAGAAAUUAUAGAGGACAUUCCAAAUAGCCAUGAAAUAAUUGUUGCAGGAGAUCUCAAUGCGAGAGUCGGUAGACAGCGCAACAGCAAAGUGGUAGGUAUACACGGAGAGGAGGUACUGAAUAACAAUGGAGAGAGAUUAAUAAAUAUCUGUGAAGAAUAUGAAUUGAAAAUUAUGAAUACCUUCUUUGCCCACAAGAAUAUACACAAAUAUACCUGGUACCAACACACCAGAGGUUUAAAAUCUAUAAUAGAUUACCUAAUAAUCAAGCAAAGAUCUGGCUUGGUAGUGAAAGAUAUAAGAGUAAAUAGGUGCUGA
Messenger RNA from Coccinella septempunctata (seven-spotted ladybird), 609 nucleotides. RefSeq names its product craniofacial development protein 2-like. The record is from RefSeq and is a predicted model, not a curated record. Bases 1 to 609 code for a protein of 202 amino acids. Lineage: Eukaryota; Metazoa; Arthropoda; Insecta; Coleoptera; Coccinellidae. The transcript has a single exon. Gene Ontology annotation, molecular function: catalytic activity.